This is a messenger RNA of Plasmodium cynomolgi strain B, 825 nucleotides long. RefSeq names its product dephospho-CoA kinase. The transcript has 2 exons. NCBI's taxonomy places the organism in Eukaryota, Apicomplexa, Aconoidasida, Haemosporida, Plasmodiidae. Bases 1 to 825 code for a protein of 274 amino acids. Gene Ontology annotation, molecular function: ATP binding; dephospho-CoA kinase activity. Gene Ontology annotation, biological process: coenzyme A biosynthetic process. The record is from RefSeq and is a predicted model, not a curated record.
AUGUUUUUAACAUUCUUUUUGGACAAAUGUAUUCCAUGCUUCCUGGCACUAGGUUCAAUUCCUAUUGGGUUUAUAAAUAGAAAAAACAAAUUCAAGAAAAUAGAGAAUCAUAAAUAUGCCCUGCUCAGCACAAUAGUUAUGAACAGCUUCUUAAUUUAUAUAAAUAAGUUUUUCGGUCUAUUAGGGAUAUUUAAUUUUUUUUUGGGAAACUAUCUAUGUCUAAUCGGUAUCACAGGUGGGAUUGCAGUGGGGAAGUCAACAUUCUGUAAUUUUCUAAAAAAAAAGGACGUGGUUGUCAUUAAUGCAGACGAAAUAACGAACCAGAUAUACAAAAAGGGAUCAACAUGUUACAAAAAAAUUUUGAAGCAUUUUGGAGAGGAAAUCCUGAACAAUGACAAGUCUAUUAACAGAACCUUGCUACGAAAAAUUGUCUUUAACAAUGAGGAAAAUGUUAAGUACAUCAAUAAAAUCACCCACACAUAUAUAAUAAUACAGAUAAUUAAGGAAUGCUUAAAGUAUAAAUUUUUGUACUUUAAAUAUAAUGUAGCGAUAGAGGCGCCUCUGUUAAUUGAAACUAAAUUGUAUUUAUUGACCAGCCCCGUUAUACUUCUUAAAUCGUCCGUGAAGAAUCAGAUAACGCGUAUAUUAUCUCGAGACAAAAACUGCACGUACGACACGGCAAUGAGCAUAAUCAAAAACCAGUUACCAACGGAUGAGAAAAUAAAGUACGCGGACAUUAUCAUAAACAACGAUGGGGAUUUACUAGACCUGCAGAUGAAAUGCGACGUGGUUUAUAACAAAUACUUAAAGAGUUUUUUCUUUUAA